GGAAACUAUAUAGAAACCUCGCAAUAAAACUGGUAUAAAAUAUAACUAUAAAAAAUGAAAAAGCAGUAAAAUGACUCGAACCAAGUGGUUAGGAUAAAAUAUGUUCUAGUGUAGCUCGUUUUAAAGUAAUGUCAUUCUCAAUCAUACUUGGAAUAGUAAUAUUAGGGGUUCAUGGUGACAACAACACGGUUGAAUAUGUAACCACUACUACAGUACAAAAUGAAAACGUCACGAUUACAACAGAAACGAAUACACAAAGUAUUGCAGAUAGCAAGCAAGAUAUUUCAAUACUACUUCCGAAUCGAAAUGUCAACGAUUUAGCUAAAGUUUUAGUAAAACUGCUAAAAACAGACGGUAAUGAAAAAAGAAUGGAUGAACUACAAGAAAAAUUAGAUAAAAUUGAACAAUAUGUUUUAGACAAAAUUAAGUUUGCCGAUUUACUGAGAAAUGUCACUAAGGAAUCUGAUCUGAAUUCCACAGUGUUUUACAAAAGUUUAAAACAAGAUGACAACUCUAUUUUUUUAGCAGAAAAUGACACAAAAAAUCUGUAUCUGAAAUUGAAAGAGAAUAUGAACAGAGAUGAUAUUUUAAGAAUCAUUGCCGAAAGAGGGAAUAAAAAGAAAAUAGUGAAAUACGCUAGAAGAAUGAUGCAAGAAGAUAUCGCAUAUAAUGGCAAAAAGAGUAAGGAUAUAAUCAAUGCUGUUGUGGAUAAAAUUUUGGCUGAAACGCCGAAUGAUGAGCACAAAUUUGACUACAAAACCAAUAGUAGCAAAUACUGGGAUCCUAAGAUCGAGCUGGAAGAACUCCAAGAAUACCAUGCCAACAAGCUGUCCGGCCGUCGCUUGUUCCGAGGCGUGAGGACGACAGUGAGGUACUACCCGUUCAUGGUGUCCGUCCACGUCGCCGGCAGGUUCUGGUGCGGCGGCGUCAUCUACUGGCACGACCUCAUAUUGACCUCCGCCUCUUGUUUGCAGCUGAUGCAUAACAACCGUUUCUAUCGUGAGAACCCUAAAAUCCUAUCAGUCAGGGUGGGGAGCAACCACAGCAGGAUCGGCGGUGAGGAGAUUGACGCAGUCGAGGUGUACUUCCACCCGGCCUACAAUCCGCGCACGCUUCGCAAUAACAUCGCCUUGAUACGCAUCCGGUACCACCUCUACUUCAGCUACCACAGGAUUCCCAAGAUCAUCGAGAUCUCCACAUAUCCCCACGGCAUCGCGUCCACUUCCGAGGUCAUGCUGCUGGGUUGGGGAGUCACCAAGAUGUCUCAGAAGCUAUCUUACGAGCCUAUUUACCUGCAGAGGAAAUUCCUUCCUGUGUACCCCAACAGCUUCUGCAAGGAGGUCUACGGAGACAAGUUUAUAACUUCCACAAUGUUCUGCGCGGGAACCAUGACGACCGGCGAAGGUGCUUGCGAUCACGACGCGGGCGGCCCGGCCAUCCUGGGCGGGAAGCUGGUCGGCAUCAUAUCGUUCGGACCCACUGUGUGCGGGUUCCCUAACGCCCCGACAGUCUUCACCCUCGUCGGCGCCUACUCAGACUGGAUUAAACAUGUUAAUGAGUCUAUGCCGCAGUACUACCGCGGCAAGAAGUACACCACCUCCACGACUCGCCACAUGGUGUUCAGCUACCUCGCCACCUUGCUCCACCUGCACACGUCCACCACGGAGGCCCCGCCGCCCCCGCCACUCCCGCCGCCGACCACCACCGAACCACCACCACCACCGACGCCUGAACCUAAGGAGGAAGUACGGAAAGGCCGGGAGAUCUUCGAUGAUUCUGAGGAGCUGCCCAGGCACCGGAUUCCGCCUCCCGUCUUCAAGCUCACCAAGAAUUCGAAGAAGAAGAAGAAGUUCCACAAAGAUGAAAACCAAGACUUCGAUAUUGAUGUUAGCGAUUGAAUUGUUAAUAAAAUUAAAUAAUAUAUUU
Messenger RNA from Plodia interpunctella (Indianmeal moth), 1926 nucleotides. Its product is annotated as transmembrane protease serine 11D-like. The coding region runs from base 129 to 1898 and encodes 589 amino acids. The record is from RefSeq and is a predicted model, not a curated record. Gene Ontology annotation, biological process: proteolysis. The transcript has 9 exons. Gene Ontology annotation, molecular function: serine-type endopeptidase activity. Lineage: Eukaryota; Metazoa; Arthropoda; Insecta; Lepidoptera; Pyralidae.